UUAACCAUUACAAACAAUCGACUUGUGAAUAGAAAAAUAAAGUUUAUUAAAACUUAAUAAUUUUACAUUCCACAAAUUAUGACGGAUACGGAAGAUGCGCAAGCUCCAGCAACGCCAUCCAGCACCUCAGCCACGCCUAACGACAAGGACGCAGCGAAAAUUUGCGUUUUGCUGAAUGCCACUGGCAAUGUGCCCAUUAUAAAGAAACGCACCUGGACUGUGGAUCCCAACAAGACAGUGAGCUGGAUACAAAAAUUCAUACACAAAUACCUCAAACUAGACGCCACGGAACAAAUUUUUCUCUACGUCAACCAAACAUUUGCACCUGCGCCAGAUCAGAUAAUCAAGAACCUAUACGAUUGCCAUGGCACAAAUGGAAAACUAGUGCUAUAUUACUGUAAAAAUCAAGCAUGGGGCUAAUACUAAUUACUGUACUUAUAAUUUAAGUAUUUAUUUGUUUAAGUUAAUGUUUUUAUGUUAAUUGUGAGCCU
This is a messenger RNA of Drosophila busckii, 491 nucleotides long. It is a transcript of the gene Atg12, whose product is annotated as autophagy protein 12-like. The transcript has 3 exons. Bases 79 to 420 code for a protein of 113 amino acids. Gene Ontology annotation, cellular component: Atg12-Atg5-Atg16 complex; phagophore assembly site membrane; cytoplasm. Gene Ontology annotation, biological process: nucleophagy; autophagy of mitochondrion; C-terminal protein lipidation. The record is from RefSeq and is a predicted model, not a curated record. NCBI's taxonomy places the organism in Eukaryota, Metazoa, Arthropoda, Insecta, Diptera, Drosophilidae.